GGCACUUGGAGCUUCGAAUGGAAGAAGUUGGACUUUAGUUCCGAGGUAUUUGCUUCAAGCCGUAGAAAGUGCUUGAUACCAGAUGUGACUGAUUUCUACUCAUUAAUCGAGUGCUGGAAGAAACGGCGCGAUGCCUAUCAACAAGAAACUCUGGCGAAAUUCGGCGAGUCUCAUAAUUCUUGCGAAAAACGCUUGUAAACUUGAUGUUCCGAAUUACCGGCUUGCGGUACUCAAAAGGCCUGCAACAAUGUCUUUCAUGCCGAAUGCAGUUGUUUUCCCUGGAGGUACAUGUGAAAAAGCGGAUGAGUCACAUGACUGGCUGGAACACUUCCGGGAAUGUGGGGUAUCUGAACGGAAAAUGUCGGAGGUGACGGAAGUAAAAGGUCCACGACCUGAUAUUUUCCGAACUUUAGGAAAUUCCCCAAUGAAAAGAGAAAUUUCACUUCGUAUCACUGCAAUUCGGGAAGCUUUCGAAGAGCUUGGGGUUCUUAUUUGUCGAAAAAAGAAUCAACUUGAGGAUGAUUGCGAUUAUGGGAGUUUUAUCGAGGAAUACGAUCGGGAGAAAUGGCAAAGUAUGGUUGAUAAAGAUCCUGGACAAUUUAUUAAUUUGUGCAGAGAGCAUGAACUGGUACCAGAUAUUUGGAAACUGUACGAAUGGUCAGCAUGGUUGACACCUGCUUUAAUUCCAAAAAGAUUUCAAACUGCAUUCUUUGUGGUAUCAGUGGAAGCGCAACCCACAAUUCAGCCAUGCGGAAGAGAAGUUUUGUCUGCAUACUGGGAAACUCCACCAAACCUCCUGAAGUCGUUUUAUGACAAAAAAAUAGAUUUAGUUAUGCCACAAAUAUAUGAACUAAUUCGAUUUGGAGAAUAUACUGAUAUCGAAAACCUGACGAAGUUCGCCAAAUUACGAAAUGACCAAGGAAUCACGUUACAAUAUCCUACUGUAUACAAUUGUGCUGACGGCUUUCUACAUGUGUAUCCAGGUGAUGACCUUUAUCCAAAGAAUCCUGAUAAGAAUGAAGUAGAUUAUGAUGUACAGCAAUUUAAAAACCGUACUUUUGCUGAAUUACGAGCCACGUCAAACAAAAUGCAUCGAUGUGAGCAAUAUUCGUCGCAUAAUACAAUACUUAUUUUAAAUUUUGAGCUUCCAAAUGGACACAUCAGCCCUAUUGCAAAAUUAUAAACUUUAACAGUUUUCUUGAAAUUACCUAGAAUAAGUGUUUACAUGUAACCCAAUGUGUUUAACAGCUUCUUAGGAAAAAUUAUGGCUCUUUUUUGUCAAAUAUAUGUCUAUGUGGUA
Messenger RNA from Hermetia illucens (black soldier fly), 1300 nucleotides. Its product is annotated as nucleoside diphosphate-linked moiety X motif 19. The record is from RefSeq and is a predicted model, not a curated record. Lineage: Eukaryota; Metazoa; Arthropoda; Insecta; Diptera; Stratiomyidae. Gene Ontology annotation, molecular function: hydrolase activity, acting on acid anhydrides, in phosphorus-containing anhydrides. Bases 131 to 1183 code for a protein of 350 amino acids. Gene Ontology annotation, cellular component: mitochondrion. The transcript has 5 exons.